Messenger RNA from Eriocheir sinensis (Chinese mitten crab), 1027 nucleotides. RefSeq lists its product as uncharacterized. The transcript is spliced from 2 exons. The coding region runs from base 156 to 866 and encodes 236 amino acids. NCBI's taxonomy places the organism in Eukaryota, Metazoa, Arthropoda, Malacostraca, Decapoda, Varunidae. The record is from RefSeq and is a predicted model, not a curated record. Gene Ontology annotation, molecular function: structural constituent of cuticle.
UUUACUAGUGGGUGUCCAUGAGCGGGACACUGGCGCUCUAAGGGCAAGGGUUAGGGUGGCGGAGCGACCCGUAUAAAAGUGCAGCCUCCUACCCUCUGAGCCAGUCGAUCCAGUAGCCGCGUCUUGGAGUGCUGAGGAAGACCACGACGGCAAACAUGAACUUUUUGGUAGCUAUGUGCCUGUUGGCGGCGGGCGUCAGCGCCCAGUACGGGGAGUCUGGCAUCGUGUAUCCUGACGGCAGGCUGGUGCAGUUCACCCGCGAAGAGGCCGACAACAUCGCCGCCGUCGGGGAGGCGGGCGUCGUCAAGCAUGACGGAACCCAUAUCCAGUUUGACCGCGAUUUUGCCGCCCAUCAUGCUGGCACCCCCGCCGCACCCGCGCCCGUGCCCGUCCCACAGGAGGCUCAGGGUCCCUACGGCUACUCUGGUAUCGUGUACCCUGACGGCAACAACGUGCAGUUCACCCCAGAGCAAGCCGAUGAGAUCGUUCUUGUCGGGCCCUCCGGUGUCGUCAAGGCCGGCGGCAAGAACGUGCAGCUGAACAGCGACGGUCUGCCCUCCCGCAGAAAGCGUUCCCCCUCCCAGGUGCUGUUCACAGGCCCCUCCGGCGUCCUCUUCAAGGACGGCCAGAAAAGGCACCUGCCUGUUGGUGCUGAGAUCGUAGUGGAGGGCCCCUCCGGCGCCGUCCUCACCAACGGUGACAACGUCCAGUACCGCAAGAAGCGUGCCACCCCCGUAGUUGGCGAGUCUGGAAUCAUCACUUCAGGCGGAAGGCAGAUUCAGCUUCCUCUUGGAGUCAAAAUCCUCAUUCAGGGAGACACUGGCGUCCUCCUCUCCAACGGCGAGGCCCUGCAGCUCUACGACUAAUCUAAUCACCUGUACUUGACACCAUCACCCUUUCCUUACAGCGAAAUAUUGUAAACAAAUCUCCCGACCUCUUCUUCCUACGAGGCUUCUUGUCGCCGCUGGCACAUGCUGCCAAAAGUCAUGGAUAUCGAUAUAUACUCAAUUAAACAUAAUAACUAAUA